Rotaria sp. Silwood2 is the source of this 402-nucleotide messenger RNA. NCBI's taxonomy places the organism in Eukaryota, Metazoa, Rotifera, Eurotatoria, Philodinida, Philodinidae. The record is from the annotation of a GenBank genome assembly.
AUGCGUGGCAGUGUGAUUGAUAUGGCCGUUGGGCUCAUUAUUGGUAAGGCAUUUGGCGAUGUUAUUCAAUCAUUAGUUGAUGACGUCAUUUUACCUCCCAUUGGCUUACUUCUUGGUGGUGUUGAUUUUGCUAAUUUAACAAUAAAAAUGCAUCGUUUUGCAUCUCCAAAUACACCACCAGUUCUACUUCGUUAUGGUGCAUUUAUACAACAUAUAAUCUAUUUAUUGGUGGUAUCACUUACGUUAUUUCUCAUAAUUGUAUUGGUUGGCAAAUUACGUAAAAAUGCCACUAAGGAAAAAACACAAGAACAAUAUACUGAGUUGAAAGAGUUAAGUGAAGAUGUAAAAGUAUUACUAGAAAUUCGAGAUUUGCUGGCAAGUAAAACAGAUGUUAAAUCGUAA